Molecule: messenger RNA, 630 nt
Organism: Rhinichthys klamathensis goyatoka
Lineage: Eukaryota; Metazoa; Chordata; Actinopteri; Cypriniformes; Leuciscidae
Product: cytotoxin 7-like
Exons: 4
Coding region: 84-428 (114 amino acids)
Source: RefSeq, a predicted model, not a curated record
AGUCCUAAACCCAACCCUUUCUGAACAGACAUAAAAGAAACUGAAGCAUUACUUCUGUAUAGUCAUUCAGCUCCUGACACAAGAUGAAUCUGCAGGUCUCCGUCCUUCUUCUUUUCAUUUCUCUCACUGGAGGUUAUUCUCUCAAGUGUUACCUCUGCACAUCUGUUUUGACGGGUUCCUGUGGAGUAAAUGUGACAUGUCCAGAUGGACUUGCUACAUGUUUCAGCACUACGGUUGGAACACCCAUCGGUUCCUCCACAACUAAAGGGUGCAUAGCUCAAUGUGUACCAGGGACUGUAGAGGUUUUCGGAGUGAAAACGACUACGAGCUGCUGUAACACUGAUCUUUGCAAUGCUGCAGAUGGAGUGUAUAAGGGAAGCUUCCUCUUGCUGGUGUCUCCUCUGCUCUUCUACUUCCUGUUUCAGUGAGUUCAGCUGAACUUCAGAUUCUUCAGCAAAGACCAUCAAACAAACUCAAUAUGAGACACAAUCUGAAUAAAGCUUGUUUGUUGCUGUGCUGUUCUUUGGUGUAAGGAACUGAAAAUCUGUACUUUUUUAACAUUACAAAAUAACUGCAUUAAAACUACCACAUUAAUUUUCUUUGCAUAAAUGAAAAGUUAUUAUAGAAUGU